Molecule: messenger RNA, 11222 nt
Organism: Cricetulus griseus (Chinese hamster)
Lineage: Eukaryota; Metazoa; Chordata; Mammalia; Rodentia; Cricetidae
Source: RefSeq, a predicted model, not a curated record
GGGGCUUAAGAACCCGCGGGCCGCGGGCCACGGCCGCGUAACUGCCUCUGGUGCUUGUUUAGGUGCUGAGGCGGCGACUGCUCUGGUGGCGCCAAGGCCAAGCCCCAGGUGGAGGUAAAACUCCGCCGGCGCCGCCUCCGCGUUGCGGCCCGGCGUCGGCGGCCCCUGCAGCUGUCUGGGACGUCUCAGCGGACCUGCGCAUUGCCGGGGUGAGGAUGCGGCUCUUCUUUAGGCUGCUCAAGCAGCCGGUGCCCAAACAGAUCGAGCGCUACUCCCGCUUCUCUCCGUCUCCGCUCUCUAUCAAACAGUUCUUGGACUUCGGAAGAGAUAAUGCAUGUGAAAAAACUUCAUAUAUGUUUCUGCGCAAGGAGCUUCCUGUACGACUGGCGAACACAAUGAGAGAAGUUAAUCUUUUGCCGGAUAACUUGUUGAACCGCCCUUCAGUGGGAUUAGUUCAGAGUUGGUACAUGCAGAGCUUUCUUGAACUUUUAGAAUAUGAAAACAAGAGCCCAGAAGACCCACGGGUUUUAGAUAACUUUCUCCAUGUUUUGAUUAAUAUCAGAAACAGACACAACGAUGUUGUUCCCACAAUGGCCCAAGGCGUGAUUGAGUACAAAGAAAAGUUCGGAUUUGAUCCAUUUAUUAGCAGUAACAUCCAGUAUUUCCUGGAUCGUUUUUAUACCAACCGCAUCUCUUUCCGAAUGCUUAUUAACCAACACACACUUCUGUUUGGUGGUGACACUAAUCCUGCUCAUCCUAAGCACAUAGGGAGUAUCGAUCCCACCUGUAAUGUAGCUGAUGUCGUGAAAGAUGCAUAUGAAACAGCUAAGCUACUCUGUGAACAGUAUUACCUGGUAGCUCCAGAGCUGGAAGUGGAAGAAUUCAAUGCCAAAGCACCAAACAAACCUAUUCAGGUGGUUUAUGUGCCGUCUCAUCUGUUUCACAUGCUAUUUGAGCUGUUCAAGAACUCGAUGAGAGCAACAGUUGAACUACAUGAAAAUAGAAAAGAGGGCUACCCAGCUGUUAAAACUCUCGUUACUCUUGGUAAAGAAGACUUGUCCAUUAAGAUAAGUGACUUAGGUGGUGGAGUCCCACUUCGAAAAAUAGACCGUCUUUUUAACUACAUGUAUUCCACUGCUCCUCGACCCAGCCUGGAGCCUACAAGAGCUGCUCCCUUGGCUGGAUUUGGUUAUGGCUUGCCAAUUUCUCGACUGUAUGCCAGAUAUUUUCAGGGAGAUCUAAAACUGUAUUCCAUGGAAGGAGUGGGUACCGAUGCUGUUAUUUAUCUGAAGGCCCUUUCAAGUGAAUCAUUUGAGAGGCUGCCCGUUUUCAAUAAGUCUGCAUGGCGCCAUUACAAGACAACUCCUGAAGCUGAUGACUGGAGCAAUCCCAGUAGCGAACCAAGGGAUGCAUCAAAAUACAAGGCUAAACAGGACAAGAUCAAGACUAAUAGAACUUUGUAGAAAAUCGAGUGCUGUGGUCGUCUCUGAAGAAAGAUUAUCUUCUUCUGCAAGUUAACCAGAGACCCUUAUUCUACCAACUCUUAACCGUGGCACUAUUGUUAUUCCCAAUGCUUGAAUAUGUUGCUUCCUUUAUAUUGGCUCAGUGUUUCCAUGGAGCCCUUCCUAUAGUUAAUCCACUUGUAUCUUCCACUAAAGUUGUAACCUGAGCAAUUUUUCAUGGCGUCUUUCUGUGGCAUCAUUUGCACCCAUCACAGGAGAGCCCAGAACCUCCUUAGCGCUCUUACCCUAUACUGUAUAUCUUGUCAUGGAGUUUAGUGUCUGAAGUCUUCCCAAGAGUCUGAGCUUGCUCAUUCCAAUACAGCAGAUCUACUGUUGUGGUUUGUGACCUCCAGCUAGGGCCUGGGGAGUCUGGGAGUGGAAGGCAUCAGUGGAGUACAUCUUGAAAAUACAGUUCCAGGGUUCUUCCUGUCCUUAUAUGCAUUCCCACUUCACUCACUGAUUUAGACUUUUGCUGACUUCCAUCUGACUGUAUUCUCAGUGUGAGGUGUGGUACUUUCAUGUUAGAACCUAUUCAUUUGUAUUAUUUUUACUUUAAAGUUCAUUUGCAUACUUCUGUUCCAUCGAUUAAAGCACUCUAAAAGUUGUCUUGGAAUUUCUCACUUAACACCUUGGUUUGAAAGAUUUUAAGUGAAAAACUACCUUCUAGUCAACAUCAGACUUAUAAAGAGUGGGAAAUGCAGUUGUGUGUUUCUGUUAAAGCUGUUACUGUUUCUUUGCCAUAUGAAAUUCCUCUUGUAAUCAUUUUAGGAACUAGAAGUGCCUUUGUGAUGUACUUGACUUGCUGUAAAACAGAAUAUCAGAGGCAAACAUUCUAGUUUAUUUUGGAAAAUGUUAUAGAUCUUGAUAAUUUUCAUCGUCAUUACUUUUAUCCAGUUUUGUUUUUGAUUUUUUGAGACAAGGUUUCUCUGUGUAACAGCUCUGACUGUCCUGGAACUCACUAUGUAUACCAGGCUGACCUCAAACUUGUAGAGAUCUGCCUGCCUCUGCCUCCUGAGUACUGGGAUUAAAGGUGUGUGCCACUGCUACCUGGUCCUCAAUCUGAUUUUUAGAAUCUCUUUUGCUAAAAGUUAGAAGUAGGAAUUAGCAGAGGACCUGUGGUAAGGAAAGAAAAAUGAUGGUAUUUAUCCUUAAUAAUAGAAGCUAUCUAAGAGUCUGGAUGCAAACCAACACCUAGCUUAAUCAGCUCCUAGGUAUGUGUUUCUCUGUUCAUUAUAUUUUUUCAUGUGAAUGUCAUCCUCUCUGACUACUGCUUUCAUUUACUGGAUUUAUAGAUGUUUCUGUCCAGUUUUUCAAUAUUGAAUCCAGAUUUAGAAGUUUUAGUUUUGUAGCCAGGCAUGGUAGUAUACACCUGAAAUCUCAGUGCUCUAGAUGUUCAGGCAGGAGAAUCAUGAUCAUUGCCUGGGUUGCAUAACAAGACUUCCUCUUUUAAAAAAUUGUAACUUGUCCAUUACUGUAGUUGUCUCCACUGCCACCACAGUGAAGGCAUUUGCCUCAGAGAUUUGUUGCAGCUUAGCUGAGGUUGGCUCGGUUGUAACUUUCUUUGAGUCACACAGCAUCUGAUUUUCCUUCAGUUCCUUGUAUUACUUGAGUCCCUGGUAACUCCUUUUGGUCUUUAUAAAGACCUCAUUACAGAGCUGACAUAGUCAAGCAAAAAGAAUGUUGAUAAACUUCAGAGAGAGUGAUGACAGAGACUCACUGCUCACAGGGCUAAGUCAGGGUCUUGAAGGUUAAGCUGUAUGACUAUUUUCUUAUGAGGAAAGGCUAUGAACAUAAUGGUCCUUUACAUUUAAAGACCCUGACUGCCUUAGAAACAGCACAGUAUGUCCAUAUCUUACUGAGUCAAUUUCCAGCCAUCUUCCUAAACACUUGCAAGUUUGACUGUAGGAGAAAGGAGACAACAGAGUCAUAUUGCAGAGUCAUAUUGCAGUAUCUGUUGACUUGCUUCAGUACUGUUUUUAUUGUUUGAAGGCUGCCCACUGAUUGCUGCACUCCCACAACAAAUACCACAUAAGGAUUAGUUAUAGCAUAGAAAAGCUUUGUCAUAUUCUUACUAAGUUUUUUUUUUUUGAAAAGCCAGCUUUUGUUUAAAUGUCUUAAGGAUUUAAUCCACAGGCCUUCACUAACAUUCUUGGACUUAACACGUGUCCAUCUAAGCCUAGUACAUUCCAGCUGUUCCUGUCUUAUUGUCAUUAGUAAUUUAACCUCAGCCCUAAACCAACCACAAGAAGAGUUUGAGGAACAUCCUGCAUUCUCAAUGUUUAUUUUCCCCUCGACUGGCAUGUUUGUGUAUCUUUUUCUACUGAUGGGGCAUGGUCCUCUGUGCUUAAGCAUGUCCCCCUCACUCUGUGAAUUUCUAUAUAUUUACAAAUUAAUGUUGACCCAUUUUCAGCUGAAUUCUUCCCCCUUUCUCCAUAAUGCCCUCCAGUUUAUACUCUUAAGUAUUUGGGAGUCAUGUGUACUAUUUGAAAUACUACCUGGCAUGUAGUAGGUAUUUGUAUUAAUAUGUAUUUGUUGAGUCAAAGGAUGAAAACUAAUAGAAACUUGGAAUAGUGGGUGUGGAAACAUCUUUCUAAGUUGUUCAGAUAUCCAUAACUUCAAAUUGGUAAUGAUUUUGGGCAGUAUACUGAAUUUCUUUUUGUAGUGCUAAGAGAUGUCUUUAAAAUGUGGUGAAGUGACAGGAAUUAGAAAUGGAUCCACAUGAGUCAUGUGAUUCAUUGCUGUCUUGGAAUAUCUAGUUUGGUGUCAUAAUACAAAGGCUUCUUUCUACCUAGUGACAUGGUUUUAUAGUCCUCCUUAGAGAUUCCAAAGAACUUAAUAUCCAGCACCCCAUGGGAUCCAUGAGGUAGACUGUGCAAAGUAGCUUUUAUUUGUCAUGUGAAUUCCAAAGCAGUUAAGUUUCUUGCCAAGGAGACAUGCCAAGUGAAUAGCAGAACCAAAGUCAGUGCUUGGGGCUUCCUGUUCCUAGGCCAGUGCUCUGAACAAUAUGAUCUCUUUAGAGGAAUUUAUUGGGCAUAUUAAUCCUCGAGGAUGAUCUGUAAAUCAGCAGUUUUCUGUAAUGUAAGGCAGUUAUACUCAGGAAAGGUUUUCUUUGGUGUGUUUCCAUUCUGACACAGUUAGAGGAGACAAGUGGAUUAGGCGCUUUUGCCUUGUAAAAUGGACAAAUUUAGACUAGUGUAGGUCAUGAGUAGAGUUUAUAUUUGAAUGAGAUUAGUGCCUGCUGCCAGCCUUUUUGUACAAAGAUUCUACAUUUGGAAGCUGAUGGUUCUGUGUUUUAGUAGAUUCAAUUACAGCUUCAAUUAGAUGCUCUUACACAUUCUUUCUAUUGCCAUUGCUUACAAUAAUAGCUUGGCUGGCUAUCAGUAUCUUGAAUCACAUUCUGUCACCCAUAGGUUCUUUAGAGACUUUAUUAUCUAUAUCUGCUGGUUCUCUGAAGUCCUUGAGUACAGGUGGAUUUUUCUUUCAGUUUUGUAGACAACCUGCUUGUUUGGCAUGGUUGCUUGUUUAUCCUUGAUAUUUUGUAACUUUGUUUCAGUAUAGCUCAGGGUUGGUGGUUGUCUUGCCUUUUUCUGGUAAACAGCUUUAACUAGCCACAUUUUGGGCCUUAUUACAUUUUUAUCAUUUUGUACUGUUCUGUUCUUCAGAAAUGUGUUUCUCUAUCAGUGUUGUGUUACCCAUUUUCCACAUUUAUCUUUUUUUUAUGACUUUCAUCUCCUUGUCUUCCUUCAUCCAUGAUCUUUCCACUCUUGAGUCUUAUCCUCCAUUUCACCGAUUUUGUUUUUUUUUUAAAAAAAACCUAAUGGAUUGCUUUCACUUCUUUCAUAUUUUUAUUUUUUUAAUUUAGCCCAUUAUUUCAGUCCUCUUUGAUACCUUUUUUCUUUGAGGACUAAGCCUUUUGGUCUAAAUUUUUCAGGGUUUCUGAAAUCAAUCUUUUUCCAGAAUGUAUUUGUGUAUCUUUUGCUUACUCUGCCAGGCACACUCCCAGGGACUGUGCCGUGGGAUUGUGGCUCUUAUUAGUUUCAUCAUAAAUCAUUUUUCGCUCAGUUUUUGGACAUGUGUGCUGUCCAGGGGGGAUAGAACACUUACAUAAACAUAUAUUUAUUCUGCUGUCUUUGCCAGUGGUCCAGAUGCUUAAACAUUGACUUUAAAGAUAAUGUCCUUCAUAAUCUAUAUGUUAGUAAGCAGAAGGAACCAAUAUUACCAGCAGGAGAGCACCAUUAAUGAUUUAAUCAAUGAAGGAUUUUUGUUUGCUCUUCUGGGUGAAAAGAUAACUUUUAACUCCAGUUCCUGCCACACUGAUUAGAGAUAUCAGUACCUUCUGGUUUGAAAAUAGAGGGACAUGUGAAAUUUUAAUGAACUUGAUAUGUUAUCAGCCAUUGACAGUGAUUAAUUUGUUAAUUAAAUAUGGUAGAAUACUUAAUACUAGGGCAUAAUCAGAAUUAUGGAGAGAAGUGUAAGCUUGUUUUAUGAGCAGUUUGUAGACAAGCUCACUGAGGGUGUUGAACAUUCUAAGAGCUUCACUGUGACAUGUUUUCUGUCUUUUCAGUCAGCCAUUUUAAAAUGUGGUUCUUUAAGAAAUAGAAAUCUCUGUUGGUCCUACUGAGGUAGUCUUGUAAUCCCAGCCUGCAGGAGUUGAAGGCAGAAGUAAAUGUAAGGCUUCCCUGAAAACCUGUGUGAAAGGAGAGGAAAGGAAGAAAAAAGGGAAGAAGGGGAAGAAUUGGAGGAAGAACACAGGCUGAAGAAGGGAGGGAAGGAUGUAAGGAAAGAGGCACAAAGGCUUCAUUAUGGCUUAUUCAUGCUAUUUGUCAAUACGCAUUCAAGCAGUUUGUAGGUCUGGGCCUAUCAUAGAAGACCAUGGGAUAAUAUUUUGGAAAGUGUAUUUGCAGGUAGAUCAUGGAGUAAGAGGUUAUUUGGAAUGCUUAUAAUUCUGAAACUUCCUUGCCUCAGUAGCCAGACAUUCUAGUAGACAGCCAGCAGCAAACUUUGUCACCAUCAGAGCGCUCAUACAACCAUCAAGGACCACAAACGAUAGCAUUGUACUAUCUACCAAACCAUGCAUGAGGCAGGGCAUUUCCCUGAGGUCACUCUGCCUUGGGCUGUGCUGCUGUGGAAUAGAUGAUUGAACACAGCUGUCCUCAGCUAAGGGACACUGGAAGUGAAGGGGGCAGACAGAGGAGUCAUGGGAAGGAAGAUAAUGAGGUUCAGUCUUCGAUUUCAGUAAUAUAUUGUGCCUACCACAUGCUGGAAACUGUACUCGAUUCUGGGCAUGUGACAGUGAUGAAAGCAGUGUGGAAUCCCUGCCUCGUGAACCCCUGUUCUCAUAGGGACAAGAUAGAGUAAUUUCCUGGUUCACUUUGGAAACAAUUACUGUGGGGAAAGUGAAAGACUUCAAUUUCAUAAAGGACAGGUGUAUUCUUCAGAGAAGCAAGUGUUCAUGAUUUCCCAAUCUAUACGUCUGAAGUCUGAGAGUCGGUCUUCUGUGCUUGGCUCUUCACUCUCUACUCAGCACGAUCCCUACUGAGGUCCUUGUACCACAGCUUCAGUAGAUAGAUAAUGGUACUGAGCCCAUUCCAGUCAUUGUCUCCCUGGCCAACGGGGGCAGGGGACAGCUUGCACAAUCAACUCUCAUGGAAUAAUAAGGGCUGCCAUUUGAUUAUUUGUAACAAAAAACUUGCUAUAGAUUUUGAUACAUCUUUGUAGGACUUCAGAAAUAUGACCAUUUAAGGACCAGUGAGAUGGGCUGAGCUAUAACGGUGCUUGACAUCAUGACUGAUAAUGACGUGAGUUCAAUCUCUAGGUCCCACAUAGUGUUUUAGUUCAAAGUUUAGAAGUAUCUGGAUAAUGAGACUAGGGUUAAAAUCACUGUUGGUCAGGAGGGGGCCCUGUUUAACACAUCAGCUCAUUUCAGAAGUGGAUGAAGGGCAUCCAAGAAGGCUUCCCUCUGAAGUCUACAGCUGAUACCAGCCAUGUUCACUUGCCACAAUGAAGGUCGUAUUCCAGCCACAGAAGUCUGGAGAAACCUCUAUGUCCAUAUUUCUGUUUCUGAAGUAGGGACAUGAAUUCCUCCUAUCUCCAUGAUAGAGUUUGAAGUGGCCAGAACAUGGGCUGACAGUUGGUGUAUGCCACACAGCUUCCUGGCAGAAAAUUCACUUGCCCUAAGAGGGAGUAUUCGAGCCACAGUGGGGGCUUGUUCUCCUUGCCCAGCUCUCUGCCUCCUUGGGACAGAUCUGAGUGAGCCAGCAGUGAGAGCUUUGACUGGUUGGAGAAGGGGAUAGAGUCAAUUUAAUAGUGUCCAUAGUAGAUCCAGUUUCUCACCCUUUAAACUGCCUGAUUUUCCAUCACAAAAUUAUCUGGGAGCAUCAGUACUGAAAGUCUCCAUACAUUUGGUAGUUCUAGAAAGUUAAAGGAAAGCACCUCUCAUCUCACAGUGUCCUUUGAGUAUUUUAAUGAAGUCAAGAUAUCCCAUAUGUACAUUUCACUGUACAGAAAUCUACCCAAAUUGCAGAACUGACCCUAGUUCUCUGCAUGCUUGCUAAGUGAAGGUGACUACAGGCACAGCACCAACCAAUUCAAAAUGGUGCUAUCAGCCUUUGAUGGAGUCUGUCCAUAGGUCCCUUGGAAGUGAAAAGAAAGAAAGCUGAACUGUGGAGUCUCAUGGUCCAGUUAGGACUGUGGGGUUUUUGCUGAAAUUUAGAAACCACUAGAGAGCUGAGAUAGUCUGAGAAGAGUAGAUCUGGGAUGUGUACAGUAAAGAGGAAUAUGAACUUAACCUGAAAAAGUCUCUCCUAUAAAUCUCAGUGACAUUUGGAUUAAUCAAGCAUAAUUAAAUGUCGUUAGGUUUUUGUCAGGUUGUAGUUCAAAAUAGUAUUCAUCUAUGGAGAGGGUAAUAUAUUCUGUAAAAAUUUUAUUAAGCAUUUUAGCUAAGCAAACAGCAAGGAGAACAGAAUCAGCCUCAGGAAGGUUAAUUACUAAAAAACACAGGAUAGUAGAUUAUGUAAAUCAUCUUAAUUUUCAAUACCAUGGCUUGAGCUUUAAUUUACAUAGAGAGGUAUUUUGGAUUUGUUUUUCACAUUCUGUUUUUCAAAAGUACCAAAUUAUACUUGCAUUCUUUAAAAGUUCUAAUCACUACAGGCUUCCAUUAAGCUUGCUCUAACUUUUCCUAUUAUAGUUUGCAAAAAUGAAGAAUUACAGUUUCCUUCCAGUGAAUUCUCUUCGGAUUCCAGCUUGUUUGUUUAAAUGAUGAGAACUAUCUUUUUAUUUCUUUAGCAAACUGUGGCUUUACGUGAAGAAUCAGGGGAGAGAGUGUGAGAGCAUGUAACCCAGGCAUGCCUUUGCAGCAAGUGUUCACUUACAAGAAAAAAAAAAGAGAAGACUUAGAUCAAAUUGGGUUUAGAUGUUCUUUCUUUUUGAGUAAAGGCUUAUCUUUCAGCUUGCCUGUCUCAGGGAACAGACUCUGAGAAGAUCUGCAACUGUUUUGUUCAUAUUGUGGUAUGUGUCUGAAUUUCACAGUGAGAGUUUCAAAGGUAUUGUCUCAGCAAUAUAAGCUUACCCAGGAAACCUGAACUUGUCCUUUUUGCAAGAAGUGACACCCAAAUUUCCUUUGUGUAGGACAGAGAUGGGUCUAACACCCUUUGAGAUUUUCACAGAAACCCCCUGCAGUUUGGUUCUGUUUGGCCAUUUGUGUAGUGGCUUUCAGGGAAGGUUCUAUACUCCUUUGGAACAGGAUCCUUUUACGAUAGUAAGCUUUCACUUAAAAGAGCAUCCCAUUAAGUAAUUCUGACUUCCUUUAAAAGUGGCCUAUUAAUUUAAAUGCUCUGGAUAACUUUUGUAAAUGUUGAAGAUCCCAUAUGUCUGGUAACUAAGCAAUGCUGGCCUUGCAGUUUGCUCAGUAAAAAGAUACCAAAGUCUGACAGGUAUGGCUGGUCUAACUGUUCUGCAGUUCCAACAGAAUGCAUAUUAUAGCAAAACUACUCAUGUUUAAAAUGAUCUUACCUUCAGAUUCUUGAGAGAGAGAAAAAAUACAUUAAUGUUCAGUAUGAACUUUGUUUUGGAUAUUGAUGCAUGAUAGCCACAAAGAAAUUGUGAAAGUUCACUGUGAUACGUCAAUGGCAGUCGGCAUUUAGCCAUGCUGAAUCCAGAAAGUUUUCGAUGUCAGGGUGGUACCAAAUGUGAUAUUGUUUACAUUAUAGCAGCCCUUUCACAUAAUUUCUAUUUUCUUUUUGUCAUUUAACCUAUUUUGAAAAACCUAAAUCUUAAUUUUUUUAAAUUAAAAAUCAUUACCUUUAGGAAGAUCUGGCUCAUGCCUUUAACUUAAAUGUUGAGCUUAUGAUCCCACAUGUUUAAUUAGCAUGUGUGAGCAUAUUGACAACUGAAGCCUGUCACUAUAGGGAUAUGAGAAGGCUUGAGACUGCCUGCCACUAAAGAGGGACCAGGCUGGAUCUUGCAGCUUCACUUGGCAAGUCCUUUCAGGAAGCAGCUUUUCCCAGCUGUUUAUCCAGCGAGAAAAGGAAAAUAGAAGGCACAGCAUAAAAGGCCCUGUAUCUGUUCCCUCUCUUAUUGGGUAUUUAUAUAACUUCCUGGGGGAAAACACAACGUCAUUUAGUUGCUUUUCACAUCAAAAUGUUCCUUUUAGAUCUGGCAGAUGAUUUAGACCAAUAAAAGUUUUGGAGACUAAUAAGUAUAUCGACUCAGGUGGACAGCAAAGGCAAAGUUUACCUAUAAUAUAAAGCAGUAAGUGAUUUCAAAUUUGCAGGGAACUGGGCUGGGGAUGUAGCACAGUGGUUGGGCACUUUCCUGGCAUAUGUGGAGGCCUGGCUUUAACCCCUAGCAUUGGAAACAGAGGAAACAAAUUACUGUGAGUUAUACUGCAUGAUGCAGGAAUUGGGUCCUCUUGUCUCCACAGUUUCCCCUUUGCUAUUGCUAUAGGCCCUUCUCUCCUAAACCUAUACUCAGGAUUGGAGCUUGAAUUGUACGUGAGUCAGUCCUGGACAAUGACACCUUUAGAAAAAAUGGAUGGCUAACCCUCAUCUCUGCAGAAUUUGUGCUUUGACAGUAUCUGAAGUCAUUACUGCUGCUUAAGGGUUAUAAACAGAGCAUCUGCUGUUCCAAGUUCCCACCCAAGUGCUUGAAUUGGGACUGCUUCCUUAGAACACAAGUUUGGAAUGUCUGGGAGAUGCUUCAACUAGGCAGAAGAGGCGUGAGUGAAAAGUUCAAGGUUUUGCCAGGUUCUCUUUGUAACUCCUUGACUUAUUAGUGUUGUCUAAAUGGAGUAAUUGCUGGUUUGAUAAGGGACAAAUAUUAACUUACACAUGUAAUAAAUGUCUGUUGCAGUCUGUACCCCUAAGUUCAAGUCUGACCUGAUUCACUCUGUGCCUCUGUUGACCUAGUAGUCCCAGUGAUGAAUGUACACACAUGUCCACAGUUUCCGAGCAACCUCGUGGUUCACAGAAUGAAGCUUGGCCCCAUAAGUUAUGCUGUCAUGAAUGAAGAAUGAGUAGAUGGGGUCAUUUGUCACUCUGUGUUCCACAGAGAGAAGUGUGUUGUGACUGUUGGAAAAACACAACCAGAGACCUGUGUGGCUUGUACCAUGCUCCUCAUGAGUUGCUGAGCAAUCUGUUGUUUGUCAUAACGAGACCUAUCCUGCCUCAUGGGCAAUUCUGUACCCUGGUAACCAGAACAAUAAAACGGCAGUUGUUUUUCACA